AGGCACGUUGGGAAGAUUCGAGCGCCUCGGGCGCUCUGUCAGCCGCUCUCGUAAUAUAAAGGAACACCGGCUAGGCCCCAUAAACGCAGAGCCGUGACGGUGCUUCAAGGCGCAAGCUCGGUAUGGGAGAGCUUGCGAGCCAUAUACUCGACGACCAGCCUUGUUUUCAAAUAGUCGUCUAGAUUGCGUGGGUACCUCGCGGUCGUUCGACGCAGUAUAAACUGGAGGAGAUUUCUUGUUCUCCUCGCCGAUGUCAACGCACCGUGGGAAGCAAUGACAUCGAGAAAGAUGGAUGGAAAUGAAAACUCGAGCAGCUCGCGUCGUUAUUGACCGGUCUUUUUAUCGCGACCGUUUCGAAAUCACAUCGACCAGACCUUUCGCCGCAAGCGAAUCUCGCUUCUAUCGAUACAUAUCGAGGAUCCCUGCGAUAUCGCCGUGUGUGAUUGCGUUCCAGAACUCUGUAAAACUAGAGUGAAUUUUUUUCGGUGAAUCUCGUUGAGUCUCGUGCAUUCCAAUCGAAAUUUUUGUCUAUGCAUCUGCCACGAUUUCAAGAUCUCAGAAAACUAGUAUAAACAGGCGUUCUUCAAAGCUUCGCGAACAUUGCUUGCCUCGGUGAACUGUGAUAAAACAUGUGCCGAUGACAAAUAGAGUUUCUUUCUAUCGAGAAACGAUUUGUGCCGAGCGAGCCGAGAAAUCGUCCGGCUUAAAGCGGAUCCGAGCUUGAUGAGAAGAGACUUUAGGUUAAUCCGUUCAGAAAUUACUGUUGGAGCACGGUUUCACGAAGGAAAAGAAGAUCUGAUUGGCUGCUCGCGAUGGGUCGGAAGCACAAACGUCGCCUGAUACCGGAACAGGAUCGCAGGAUAUGCGGAAGUAUCUGUUUCUGUCAGUUCACCAUUGUCAUCAGCUGCGUGGCAUUGGUUUAUCUGAGCGUGGCAAUCUAUAUACCGUCCCACAGAGCCUUUCACGCUGGGAUUGAUCCGGAUCCAGUCAUGUGCCAAACCAUUAAUACCACCUUAGCCAAUAAUUGCGGCUGGGCAAGUUGCGGGGAGUGGUGCUUGACGAGAACCACAGGAUUUUGUCCUCAGAUCCACGCAACAGUAAGAAGGAACGGAACCGACAUCGUUUUCGAAAACUGCACUAAUUUCAGCAGCAUAUCCUGUCCACAGGUGAACAUGGCAUCUCUAAAAAAAUACAACUGCAACAAUGGCAGCGAGUGUAGCGUACUUUCGGGGGUGUUCAACUGCAGCCUUGGCCACUGUGUCAACAUAAGUGAGCUGAUGUUGUGUCAUCAUAAGGCUGACGGCAUUGUUGUGGACAGCGAGAAGGACAAUAUGAAGCUGAAUGGCUUCUUCAGCUGUCAGAACUCGAGAUGCACGAAAAUCAAAAACCGCUUCAAUUGUGAUCGUUAUUGCCCGAAUAUCGCCACGUCAGACGUAAACGUGUUCCUCAUGCAGGACGACGACGUCAUCACUGCGAAAUGCGAACGCGGCCUAGCCCUUAACAAAGCAACUGGAAAUCUGCUUGGUGUCAGAUUAACUACGCCUGAAGAAUUUUGGGACAAUCGAAAUGGAAGUAUCGUUGCUAGCUGUUUGGUAGUGAACAAAGAAGCCAACGAAGUACGGACGCAGGAUUGCGUGAAUGGCACCUUAUUAAAGGAGAUCCCAGUACCUGAGCCGAGUAUCAAUUUUACGAGCUUUCUGAAUAUAUAUGAAAAGAGCUUACAAUACCCUGUGGAUCCUACGAAUGUCUACGUGCCGGCACAACGAUCGCUGACAAUUUACAAUAGUUCCCGCCUUUAUAUCAACUUCGAAGGUUGUGUCAACACUCUGAAAGGAGAAUGUAAAGAUUUUCUCGCUACUCAUGGCCGGGAUGGCGACAAUCAGACGGCACAAAGUCGAUACCCCUGUUACUACAAUAAGAACAACUCGUUAUUAGUCGUGGCACGUUUUGACCUAAAUAAGACACGGACGGAAUUGCUGAUCGCCAUCAUCGUACCAUCGGGCUUAUUCGUCAUCAGCCUGACGACGCUCGUUAUCAUAACGCGAUCGGUGCAGGUGGGCGACGAUGCGAAGAUGCGUUGCCGUUACUGCGUCGACAAGCAGGAGGUCGAGGGCGAGGACGAAGGACUCGUAGAGGCCGCCACACCCUCCUCGUCCCAAGGUCAGGUAAACGAGAACGAGAUCAAAACUAUGGCGCUUUAGCAGUUUAAGCCAUCCGGGACGAGUACCGUGCUCCGUUACGAGAGAGUGCCAUUGAUCGACACUGACGAAGCCGAGGACUCAUUUUGAACAAAAGGGCAGCGUUAUAUUUUCAUUAAAAAUUUAUUAGCAGUGAAUUUAAUGAAUGUCAUGAAGGUAAUGUGUUUCAACCUCGAAGUCAAAUAUAUGGUAUCUCGUGCAUUUUACGAUUCGAAUUAACAAGAAAUCUUGUGAAAUCGGUGUAAUGCGAUGAUAAAAGUGAGAGCAAUUACAGAAUUUGCCCUUAAGUAAUCUGAUGAACGUUACUUACGGCGAUAAAAAUAAAUUAUAUUGUUCACCAAGCGAACAUUGUCAUUUUUGAAACGAAUAAAAAGUGUGUACGUGUA
Bombus pyrosoma is the source of this 2584-nucleotide messenger RNA. RefSeq lists its product as uncharacterized. The transcript is spliced from 6 exons. Gene Ontology annotation, molecular function: sodium channel regulator activity. The coding region runs from base 813 to 2201 and encodes 462 amino acids. Gene Ontology annotation, biological process: regulation of sodium ion transport. NCBI's taxonomy places the organism in Eukaryota, Metazoa, Arthropoda, Insecta, Hymenoptera, Apidae. The record is from RefSeq and is a predicted model, not a curated record.